Polychytrium aggregatum is the source of this 1392-nucleotide messenger RNA. RefSeq lists its product as uncharacterized. The record is from RefSeq and is a predicted model, not a curated record. Bases 1 to 1392 code for a protein of 463 amino acids. NCBI's taxonomy places the organism in Eukaryota, Fungi, Chytridiomycota, Chytridiomycetes, Polychytriales. The transcript is spliced from 15 exons. Gene Ontology annotation, molecular function: ubiquitin binding. Gene Ontology annotation, biological process: proteasome-mediated ubiquitin-dependent protein catabolic process.
AUGGACUGCGAGCAUCCAGACGAGCGCUCGCACCGCAUUUCCUCCAAUCCUACAGAGCCGCUGCUCAGCUCGGCGUCGGGAGCAAGUGCUGGGUCUGCCAAGCUCAAGUCUUCGCACCUGGGCUCGUCAGCCGCCAGUCGAGGCAGCGUGCACCUUCCGCCAUUGCAUGGGAGUCUCUCUGACGCCACGCUCAAAGACAUAGCCCGGGCCCGGAAACGAAUCCGUGGAUCGACGCAUGCAGGCGAUUCAGAGUUGCUCUCGUCCAUGUCGCGCUACACACUUUUGCUCGAGACUAAGGUUCGCCAUUGGAUUGAAGAGUCGGCCCGGAAGGACAUUGAAAUAUGCAAGCUCAAGAAGCAGCUUGGACUCGCCGAGUUUCAUACCGAAAGCGGCAGCGAAGUGAAUGCGUUGCGUCGCGAAUGUAUUCAGCUGCAAGAAAAGGUGUCUGAAAUGGAAACCUUUCUGCUCAAGUACAACAUGAUAUGGAACGCAGAGCUCCCAUUCGGCAAACGUCUGGAUAGGGUCUCCUCGAAGCACGCGGCCAUUCCCAAGCCGUCACAGCUGACGGCCAAGUCCCCGUUCCCAUACAACCUGGCCAACUUGAUGACUCAGAUUGAGCAGCUCAAUCGGAUUGCAGCGGUUUCGCGCACCAAGAUCAGGCUCGAAGCGCUGAGAACCAACCAGGUGAUCCGCGAGAAAAACACCAAUCUACACCUACUCAAGACCCCUGAUCCCCUGAGUUUGACGCUCUAUCAAAACGGGUUUGUUCUCGAGGGUGGGUCCUUCCGGCCGUACACCGACCAAGCCGCGGCCAUGUUUAUGUGCGAUCUUAUGGAUGGAUACUUCCCAUACGAACUUAAGGACACCUACCCUGACGGUGUGCCCUUCAAGAUCAUCGACCGGCACACGAUAUGGCGGCCACUCCGGAUCGAUGAAGGCUUCCCUCCGGUCGGAUUACCGGCCCAGAAGUCAACGCUUGCGGGAGCAACCCUGGACCCGGACGCGCUGGACAGACCUGCACUGCCAAGCGACACUGCAUGGAGCCCAGAUAUUUCUCUUGAGCCAGCCUCUAUAACAACCGAGCGGUUCCUCCAGAAGCUUCCAAAGUGCAUCGUGCAAGGUGGCAGUAUCAUCAACAUCAGAGGGGACGUCGAGGCUCUGUUGCGACCCAAGGAUGCCGAGUGUGGCAUAUCGGGGCAGCAGGACUACAUUGUUCAAACAAAAUGCAAUGCAACGCUUCAGAGCGUGUACGAGCUCCUCAAGCCAUAUAUCGACCCAAAGGCAACGACAACCCAAUCUGAAUCUCAGACAGCAUGGAACUUGAAGCCAGCACUACAUCGCGGUCCAAUGCCCAAGCCCACGGCUACUCUCGAGGUGGGAUUUGCUGCAUAA